Messenger RNA from Pimephales promelas (fathead minnow), 1965 nucleotides. The record is from RefSeq and is a predicted model, not a curated record. NCBI's taxonomy places the organism in Eukaryota, Metazoa, Chordata, Actinopteri, Cypriniformes, Leuciscidae.
GGGGACAUAACAAAUCGACGUACAAGGGUUGCACGAAAGCAACAAGGGGGUAUGGAAAGCAAUACCAUGAACUGUUGUUUUUAUAGUUCACUAAGCAAGCUACAUAAUGUCGUUAAUACAAAAAUCCGGUUGUGAGACAUUUUCGCUCUAUUUGUUGUUACAAGGUACAUUUUGAAAACCUAUUCAACACGAGAGAGUUUCGGAAGAAUAGUUCUUUCAACAUUCCCUCCAAAGAAAGCUGAGAGUCUGUAAAAAUUAUACAGAAUGGAUGAAGAACCAGAGAGAACAAAACGCUGGGAAGGAGGAUACGAACGAACAUGGGAGGUGCUGAAGGAGGAUGAGUCUGGAUCUCUCAAAGCUACUGUGGAGGACAUUCUUUUCCAGGCAAAGAGAAAAAGAGUGUUUGAGAGUCAUGGACAAGUUCGGCUUGGGAUGAUGCGGCACCUUUUUGUGAUCAUUGACUCAUCUAGAUCAAUGGAAGAUCAAGACCUUAAGCCCAACAGGCUGACCUCCACCCUGAAGCUGAUGGAGUAUUUUGUCGAGGAAUACUUUGACCAGAAUCCAAUCAGUCAGAUAGGGAUCAUUGCCACCAAGAACAAGAGGGCGGAGAAGCUCACUGAUCUUGCAGGUUGCUGCAUUAGUAUUAUGCUUGCAUGGUUUGAGAAGUGUUCUUUUUUAUCAUCAUCAUCAUCAUCAGUUCAAAUUAUUUUACUCUUACUAGGGAACCCUAAGAAGCAUAUAGCAGCUCUGAAGAAAGCUGUGGACUCCACAUGUGUCGGGGAACCGUCGCUCUACAACUCUCUCAACGUGGCUAUGCUGACUCUAAAACACAUGCCUGCUCAUACAAGCAAAGAGAUCCUGGUUAUUUUCAGCAGUCUCACUACCUGUGACCCUGCCAACAUCUAUGAGCUUAUCAAAACUCUGAAUGGUUUGAAAAUCAGAGUGUCUGUGAUCGGCCUGUCAGCAGAGGUUCGAGUGUGUACUAUUCUCACAAGAGAAACUGGAGGAACAUACAAUGUGAUACUGGAUGAGAGUCAUUUUAAAGAGCUUCUGAUGCAGCAUGUGAAGCCUCCUCCUGCCAGCUCUUCCUCAGAGUGCUCCCUCAUUCGCAUGGGUUUCCCCCAGCAUGUCAUAGCCUCCAUGUCUGAUCAGGAUGCCAAACCCUCAUUCAGCAUGUCGCACCUAGACAGCACUGGUGAGCCAGUACUCAGUCUCGGCGGCUACUACUGCCCACAGUGCCGAGCUAAAUACACUGAGCUGCCAGUGGAGUGUAAAGUGUGUGGUCUAACUUUGGUUUCCGCUCCACACUUGGCCCGUUCUUUCCACCACCUCUUCCCCCUGGAGGCCUUCCAGGAGACCCCACUGGAGGAGUAUGAGGGAGAGAGGUUCUGUGAUGCUUGCCAAGGAGAGUUGAAGGACAAAAGUGUGUUUACUUGUCUAGCAUGUAAAAAAGUGUUCUGUGUGGAGUGUGAUCUCUUCAUACAUGACACACUGCACUCCUGUCCCGGCUGCAUGCAGACUGAUGGGAGGUCCUGAUGUAAGACGGCCUGACUACAAGACAACUCUGUGUUUACUUAGUACAAAUAGAAACUGAGAGAUGAAGGAAGCCAUCAGCCACAGAAAUAGACUCUCACUGAUUGUCAGUUUUAAUGUAAGCCAACAAUUGUUAGUUCUUUAGCAUCAUGUUACUUUGGUUUUCUGUUUAAAUGCACCAAGCUGUAACCGUAUAUCAGGGCGCCCCCUAUGGGGAAAAGAGUCUCACUGGACCAAAUGAAACAACUGAGAACGUGCUGUUUUCCAGUAUCCUAUUUUGUAUUUGUAAUGGACUUAACAUGACAGCUGUUUGUUUAUUUUGUACCUUAUAUGCCUUGCUAAUGUACUUGCCUGUGCUCAUUAAUUUAUGAGCAAACCUGUACAGGACCAGUUUAGACUAUCUGUUUAAACUAAUUAAACUUUUCAAACAUU